Molecule: messenger RNA, 1155 nt
Organism: Symphalangus syndactylus (siamang)
Lineage: Eukaryota; Metazoa; Chordata; Mammalia; Primates; Hylobatidae
Product: olfactory receptor 56B34-like
Biological process (GO): G protein-coupled receptor signaling pathway
Cellular component (GO): plasma membrane
Molecular function (GO): G protein-coupled receptor activity; olfactory receptor activity
Source: RefSeq, a predicted model, not a curated record
AUGUCUCCUGACUGGAUAAGACCCCCUAACAGGGGUCACCAGACACCUUAUACAGGAGCGUUCCCACGGGCAUCAUGGAGAUCCCAGAGGAAGGAGCAGGCAGCCAUCUUUGCUGUUCUAGAGCCUCCACUAGUGACACCUCCAGGGGUGGGAGGGACCCAGGCAGAUGCUGAGAACAAAACAUCUCAUGAUAUGGAUAUUGGCCUGAGUAUAGCCAAUAGCUCAGGGUUUCAAGUGGCUGAGUUCAUUCUGAUGGGGUUCCCAGGCAUUCAUGAGUGGCAGCUGCUCUCCCUGCCCCUGGCUCUGCUCUACUUCUUAGCUCUUGGUGCCAAUCUCCUCAUCAUAAUCACCAUUCAACAUGAGACCAUGCUACAUGAACCCAUGUACCAUUUGCUGGGCAUAUUAGCAGUGGUGGACAUUGGCCUGGCCACCACCAUCAUGCCCAAGAUCCUGGCCAUCUUCUGGUUUGAUGCCAAGGCCAUCAGCCUCCCCAAGUGUUUUGCUCAGAUCUAUGCCAUCCACUCUUUCAUGUGCAUGGAGUCAGGCAUCUUCCUCUGUAUGGCAGUGGAUAGAUAUAUGGCCAUUUGUUAUCCCCUUCAGUACACUUCCAUAGUUACUGAAGCUUUUGUCAUCAAAGCCACACUGUCAGUAGUGCUCAGGAAUGGCCUGUUGACCAUGCCAGUGCUGGUAUUGGCUGCCCAGCGACACUACUGCUCCAGGAAUGAGAUUGAUCACUGCCUGUGCUCUAACUUGGAGGUCACAAGUCUGGCCUGUGAUGACACCACUAUCAACAGGUUUUACCAGCUGGCCUUGGUUUGGGUUGUGGUUGGGAGUGACACGGGUCUGGUCUUUGCUUCCUAUUCUUUGAUUAUUCGCUCAGUGCUGAAGCUGAACUCUGCUAAAGCAACAUCUAAGGCCCUGAAUACCUGCAGCUCCCACCUUAUCCUCAUUCUCUUUUUCUACACAGCUAUUAUUGUAGUAUCUGUCACUCACCUGGCAGGAAGAAGGGCUCCCUUCAUCCCUGUUCUCCUCAAUGUGCUGCAUAUUGUCAUCCCCCCAGCCCUUAACUCCAUGGUAUAUGCCCUUAGGACCCAGGAGCUGAGAGUGGGCUUCCAGAAGCUGCUUGGUUUGGGCAAGCAUGUGUCCAGGAAGUGA